UGCGCAACGUUGCUACACCCGACCGUACGAAGUUUCUGGAUAUCCGUUCGCAGCAGUAGGAACGCAAAAAGCUUUAUAUUGAAGGUAAACGCCCGAUGCCUUAUGGUCAUUUAGAUUACUUUUUUAUGUCUGUAGAUGUAAUGAAUGUUUCCGGACUUUAUAAGGGAUCUAAGAACACAUGCGUUCUGGGUUUAAUGAGACCAGUUCCAGUAGUGGGAGAACUCCACAGUGCUGCGCCAGUUUGAUGGGCGAGGAUGACAUCCUCAACAUCGCCAGAGUUCUUCGACAAGGACGGCGUGCCCAUACGCUUCAAAAAGAGGAAAGCUCGCUUCACCUUCAGCGAGGUGCACAUCCUUCUGGACGAGGUCCGCAAGCACCGCCACAUUGUUGUCGGCAAGUUCAACUAUGGUGUGCCGGCGACGGUAAAGAAGCGCACCUGGGCAGAGAUCACCGCCCGCAUCAACGAGAUUGGCGAGUGUGAGCGCGAGGUCGUGGAGGUCAUCAAGAAGUGGGCGGACCUGAAGUGCGAAACCGCGCGCAAGGUGGCGGCCGUCCGCACGGGGUUCGUCAGCUUCCCAGGCAGCCGCUACCUGCGCGACUUCUCGCCCACGGAGAACAUCGUCCGGCAGAUCCUGGAGCUGGACAGCAAGAAGGGAGGAGGACGCCGGCCCGGCAGCGGAAACCGAAACGGCAAGAGUACGGCAAAAGGGUCGGGUGAAGAUGAUGACGGGGCCGGGGAGGAAGACGAUGACAUGGACAUUAUGCCGGGGAUGGGCCUCAUGCCCAGCUCGCCUGAAACAGGAGAAGGAGAUGGAGGGGUGGGCACAGGUGCCAUGGACUCACCCUCCACCAUGCCACCCCCUCUGGAAACAUCUUCAUCCACACCUGUGCCUUCCACCUCCGCCAUGUCUACACCGCCACCGCUGCCAGGCUCAAAAGACACGAGCGCCGAGCGGGAUUCUGUGUUUGAUAGCUCUGGAGAUCUGUCAGAAGACCCGUUUGAAAUGAGUUUUGAAAUGCCGAUUGCAGAAGACAGCAGUCAGCAGGUGGACUCCGAUGACGACCAACGCGACAGCUCGCGACCGUCCACUUCAACUCCCACCCCCGCUGCCAACGCCGGCCCCAGCAAUAGCAACACACGCAGCAGCGCUGGAGCCGUGCACCGCUCAAAGACGCUCUCCCUUCCGCUCCCUUCUUCUUCUUCCUCUUCGGCUCCCCCUCCAGCCUCGGUGCCCUCCCCCUGUGUCCAGGCUCCGGAGCGGGGCGGCGUCGGCGUCGGCGUCGGCGUUGGCGUGUGCAGCGUGGACGUGGGCCAGGCGGCGGUGAUGAGCGUGCAGGAGCAGCACAUGAGCACCGCGCUGCUGGAGACGGUGUCGCGCUCACUGGAGCUGCUGUCCGAGUCGGUGCAGCAGCUGGCCGAGACGCAGCAGGAGUUCGCGCGCGAGUCGCUGCAGCUGCAGCGCGACACCGUGCAAGUGCUGCGCGACUUCGCCACCGGCGCCAUGACACUCAUGCACGACAAGCUCAACGGCCGCCCCGCGCUAUAGCCGUGGCAACCAAAACUCGUGCUGUAGCCACGGCAACUGACCCACGCCAAACCCCCUGGGUUCACGGACGAAGACGCUCUUUCGUGACGGACGGUGCCCGUGCUACAGCCAUGGCAGCCGAACCCGUGCCACCCCUGGUGUCGUGCUCGGAGACGACCAUUCAUGACGGGCGGCGCCCGGUGCUCGGUGCUGUAGACA
Clupea harengus (Atlantic herring) is the source of this 1745-nucleotide messenger RNA. RefSeq lists its product as uncharacterized. The record is from RefSeq and is a predicted model, not a curated record. Lineage: Eukaryota; Metazoa; Chordata; Actinopteri; Clupeiformes; Clupeidae. Gene Ontology annotation, cellular component: nucleus.